AUGUGUUGUUUAAAAGAGGAGAGAGACCAGCUAGUUCAGUCAAUGUCUGGUUUCCAGGAGGAGAGAGACAAGCUAGUUCAGUCAAUGUCUGGUUUCCAGGAGGAGAGAGACAAGCUAGUUCAGUCAAUGUCUGGUUUCCAGGAGGAGAGAGACAAGCUAGUUCAGUCAAUGUCUGGUUUCCAGGAGGAGAGAGACAAGCUAGUUCAGUCAAUGUCUGGUUUCCAGGAGGAGAGAGACAAGCUAGUUCAGUCAAUGUCUGGUUUCCAGGAGGAGAGAGACAAACUAGUUCAGUCAAUGUCUGGUUUCCAGGAGGAGAGAGACAAGCUAGUUCAGUCAAUGUCUGGUUUCCAGGAGGAGAGAGAGACAAGCUAGUUCAGUCAAUGUCUGGUUUCCAGGAGGAGAGAGACAAGCUAGUUCAGUCAAUGUCUGGUUUCCAGGAGGAGAGAGACAAGCUAGUUCAGUCAAUGUCUGGUUUCCAGGAGGAGAGAGACAAGCUAGUUCAGUCAAUGUCUGGUUUCCAGGAGGAGAGAGACAAGCUAGUUCAGUCAAUGUCUGGUUUCCAGGAGGAGAGAGACAAACUAGUUCAGUCAAUGUCUGGUUUCCAGGAGGAGAGAGAGACAAGCUAG
Molecule: messenger RNA, 626 nt
Organism: Coregonus sp. 'balchen'
Lineage: Eukaryota; Metazoa; Chordata; Actinopteri; Salmoniformes; Salmonidae
Source: the annotation of a GenBank genome assembly